CCUUGUCUCUCUCUCAAACCUUCAUUUGCAUUUUCUUGCCAAAUUUCACCACUUUCCUUCCUUUUCUUUCAAUUGAUGAAAAUUUGAGGGUUUUUCUUGCAGAUGAAGAUCAAAUAGUAGAGAAUUGAUCAAACAAAAAUGGGACAACAAACAUUGAUCUACAGCUUUGUGGCACGAGGAACUGUAAUAUUAGCAGAAUACACAGAGUUUACAGGCAAUUUCACCACCAUUGCCUCUCAAUGCCUACAAAAGCUGCCCGCUUCCAACAACAAAUUCACUUACAACUGUGAUGGACAUACAUUCAAUUACCACGUUGAGAAUGGAUUCACCUAUUGCGUUGUUGCUGCUGAAGCUGCAGGCAGACAACUUCCCAUCGCCUUCUUAGAGCGGAUCAAGGAAGACUUUCACAAGAGAUACGGUGGAGGAAAAGCAUCAACUGCCAGUGCUAAGAGCUUAAACAAAGAGUUUGGGCCAAAACUGAAAGAGCACAUGAAGUACUGUGUUGAUCAUCCAGAAGAGAUAAACAAGCUUGCAAAAAUUAAAGCUCAAGUUUCUGAAGUGAAAGGAGUGAUGAUGGAAAACAUUGAAAAGGUUCUUGAUCGUGGAGAAAAGAUCGAGUUAUUAGUCGAUAAAACCGAAAACCUUCGAUCGCAGGCUCAAGAUUUUAGGCAACAAGGCACUAAGAUGAAAAGAAAAAUGUGGGUGCAGAAUAUGAAGAUAAAGUUGAUUGUGGCUGGUAUUAUACUAGCAAUUCUUCUAAUCAUCAUACUGUCCGUAUGUCCUGGUUUCAAAUGUUUUUGAUUCAGGCAGUAUCUGUCGCCAUGGAUCACAGAUUUCCAUCAUAGAUUUGGUCUUUUUGUGGUUCAUCGUAGAAUCGGCUGGUUUCAGACAUAUAAUGUUCCAGGUGCUAGUAGCAUUCUCAGUUAGAAUUUUCUUUCUCCCUGCCUUGAUGUGGGGUAAGAGCUUUGUAAUCUUCUUGGUUACAGUGUACAGGGAACAUUAGAAGGCAAGCGCAGAAGAAUCUCUACACCCUAUUGUAAAACAUUUACCACACUUAAUCUAACAUGUCAUUUAUAUCAAUCUCGGAUCCUAGUUGGAUGAUUGCCUAAUUCCUUUUAUUUUACAUCUUGAAUCCAUGUAAUUUUACUAUUUAGUAGUAGUACUUUUCGGACAAAGUUUAAUAAAUUAAGGAUUAAUCUUUUA
This is a messenger RNA of Coffea arabica (coffee), 1203 nucleotides long. Its product is annotated as putative vesicle-associated membrane protein 726. NCBI's taxonomy places the organism in Eukaryota, Viridiplantae, Streptophyta, Magnoliopsida, Gentianales, Rubiaceae. The record is from RefSeq and is a predicted model, not a curated record. Gene Ontology annotation, cellular component: membrane. Gene Ontology annotation, biological process: vesicle-mediated transport.